Molecule: messenger RNA, 3022 nt
Organism: Geodia barretti
Lineage: Eukaryota; Metazoa; Porifera; Demospongiae; Tetractinellida; Geodiidae
Source: the annotation of a GenBank genome assembly
GCCAGAUGAGAGAGUGGGUCAGGUGUGUGUGGUGCUGAGCAGCCCCGAGGCCGUCAUGGCCGUCCGGUCUCAGCUGGUGGGAAUAGCGAGGGCCCUCUGGUCUAACAGCCCCCACCACGGGGCUCGGAUUGUCGCCAUGAUCCUCCAUAACCCCUCUCUCCUCCAGGAAUGGAGGGAAAACCUGAUGACAAUGUCAGAGAGGAUCCUGGGAAUGCGACAGGAGCUGUACCAGGCUCUCAAGGCCGUCGGAGUACGCUGGGACCACAUGUUGAGACAGAAGGGAAUGUUUUCCUACACUGGACUAACAGUACCCCAGGUCGAAUACCUGAUCAGCAAGUAUCACAUCUAUCUUAUGAAGAGCGGUCGUAUCAGUCUUUGCGGCCUCAACUCUGCAAACAUACAGUACUUUGUAGAUGCAGUGAAAGAUGCUGUCGCCAUCCAUCCUGAGAGAGACUGAAUAAAGCCAAGCCACUGUUGUGUGUUCGUUCUUGUAGUGUUGUAGUGUGUGUAUGCCAUCUUUUAUGGUCACUUUGGAUGGCUUUUUGCGCAUGCGCAACAUCACGUUGACCUUCAACCUUUUGGACGUGAGUUGAAGUGAAACAAUUAUGUCUUCAAACAGCGUGCAAGACUUGGAGAAAGGCUCCGAUCUGGAGAGCCUCUGCGGCUUGUACCGAGGACUGGUGGUGGUUCAUUUCUGGGCUCCGUGGUCUCAGCCUUGCAAGCAGAUGAAUGACGUAAUGGUCGAGCUGGCGGAGGAGCAUCCUGGAGUCAGGUUUAUCAGGGUGGAAGCUGAAGAGUUUCCGGAAGUUUCUCUGAAGCACGAAGUAGUGGCAGUCCCAACCUUCAUCUAUUUGAAAGGAGGGAGAAUGGUAGACAGGGUGAAUGGCGCACACGUCCCUGAGCUCUCGAAGAAGACGGCUGUGCACUCUGACCUGGUAGCCCCACCCCCUCCUCCAGCUGACUCCACCCAAACCAUACCCACUGAGGACGUGAACGCAAGGUUGAAGAGGCUAACUACCUCGUCCAAGUGUAUUCUGUUCAUGAAGGGAAAUCCUCAGGAGCCACGCUGUGGGUUCAGUCGACAGGUGGUGGCUCUCCUGGACGAGGCCGGUGCCGACUACACCACAUUUGACAUCCUCUCUGACGAGGAAGUCAGACAAGGUCUGAAGAAGUUUUCCAACUGGCCCACCUACCCACAGCUCUAUGCCAAUGGAGAGCUGGUGGGAGGUCUGGACAUACUGAAGGUACUAUGUAUACCCUACUGACUGUGUGUGUGUGCAGUGGUAGGUCUGUGGAACCGGCUUGUGAAAAGCUUGGGACACCAAACAGUGACAUUAUUUGCACCCCAGUAUCGACUUACUGGGGGUGAAGGUGGUAGUGUUGUCCUUGGUCUGCAGGAACUGAAGGAGAGUGGAGAGUUGCAGGAGCUUCUACCAAGAACAAGGCCACUGGAAGAGAGGCUGAAGGAGGUGAUAAAUCAAGAACAUGUCGUGUUGUUCAUGAAAGGCUCAGUUGAGAGUCCACAGUGUGGUUUCAGUCGCAGUAUUUGCGAGAUACUCAAGGACAACAGUGUCAAGUUUGGGACAUUCGACAUCCUCUCAGACGAAGAGGUGAGACAAGGGCUCAAGAAAUUCUCCAACUGGCCCACAUACCCACAACUCUACGUCAACGGACAACUGAUUGGCGGCCUGGACAUUGUCAAAGAGUUGGAAGAAAGUGGAGAACUGCAAGCUACUUUAUCUUCAACUGAUCACAGCAAAUAGCACAAAAACUAAUAAUCAUUGUUAAUCCUCAGAUAAUAUACAGAAUGAUGUAUGUGAACAAAUGGUGUGUGUGUGUAUUCAUAUAUACAAAAUGGCUGAAGGUCACAGUCAGAAGUGUUUGGACCAGGACUAAUGAACAGGGAGAGGCGAGGCUAGGUGUAGUUAGUAGUGGUGGUCAUGGUAAAGUGGAGGAGCGUUUGGCCCAAUAUCUACACUACACCUUGACAGUGGUAAAGCUGGACUCCCAGUCCCGGGCAGACCCAGAGGACCAGAGAUUUGAGAUUUUCUGAUGGGAAGUCUGGUGGUCCUAAUGGACCGUGUCGCUCUCUCAGCUGCCCGUAAUUGGUGUCCAGGAGGGGAAGAAGGAGGAGGGGGAGGAGAGGGCUGGGCAGAGCUCAGAACCUUCUUGUCUCUGCUCGGCCGUAGUCGCGGUAAAAGAGCCUUCAGACUAGGUACACCAUCACACUGGAUAUCUCUUGGGUUUAUUUCUGGUUCUCCGUGGGUACUUCUUGCUAGGAAGGUCCUCGAUAUUCUCCUUCGCUGGGAGCUUUUGUUUCCUGCCACGCUUCCUCGCAAUGGGGGGUGUGGCAUCGAUAACAACUCUGGUGGUGGUGGUGUCAGUGAAGGUGUCCUCCAUUAGGAGAGAGCUGCGCUCCAGAACAGCAACACGGGGUUUGGAGUCGCUGCGGGGCAGACCCUCAGGCACAGGAGACGGGGAGGGGACCUUAUCAAUGGUAGAGGUUGGAUGGAUGUCGGCACCGCUGUCCUCCUCUGUACUCUGCAUCUCCUCUCCCUCAGAGGAAGUGGUUUCUUUCUCUGAGGCAACGUCUUUCCACUGCAUUGUGUUGGCCCUCGCCUGCUGUUGUUUCCCUGGCCUUCAGCUCUGUUUCUUGAGCUGCCAGCUGUGCCCGCAGUUCUUUCACCUCAUUCUGCAGUGCCUCACGUUCGCCCACCACCCCUGCUGCCAAUUGCCGGACCAGCUGGCUGUGAGCUCCACACCUCUCGGCCAGCUCCAUGCAACUGCUGCUGAGCUCAACCUUCACCAACAUCACCUGUUCCAGGAGAGAGCCCACCCUCGCCUGCGUUUCACUAGUCUGGACAGCCUUGGCAGCUUGGAGAGCAGCUAACACCCUCUCUUUCUCCACUAGCUGUGACUCCAGACCCUCCAAUUGCUCCUGCAGACUGGAGAUCUCUCCCUGUGCUACCUCAGAGCUAGCCUUGCUGGCUGAUAGCUGUGACUCCAGACCCGCCACUUUCUC